AUGGCGGACGUGGAGAUGAAGGAGGCCUCCGCCGGUGCUUCUGCCAAGGGCAAGGCCGUCUCCAAGGGCUCCGACAGUGCCGCUGAUGGCAAGAAGAAGUUCGAAGUGAAGAAGUGGAACGCUGUGGCGCUGUGGGCGUGGGAUAUCGUCGUGGACAACUGUGCCAUCUGCCGCAACCAUAUCAUGGACUUGUGCAUCGAAUGUCAAGCCAACCAAGGCUCAUCAACGACGGAGGAGUGCACCGUCGCCUGGGGAAUCUGCAACCACGCCUUUCACUUCCACUGCAUCUCGCGAUGGCUGAAGACCCGCCAAGUCUGUCCGUUGGACAACCGGGACUGGGAGUUCCAGAAAUACGGCCGGUAA
This is a messenger RNA of Penicillium riverlandense, 363 nucleotides long. Its product is annotated as SCF ubiquitin ligase complex subunit HRT1. Gene Ontology annotation, molecular function: ubiquitin protein ligase activity; cullin family protein binding; zinc ion binding. Gene Ontology annotation, cellular component: cullin-RING ubiquitin ligase complex; nucleus. The record is from RefSeq and is a predicted model, not a curated record. Lineage: Eukaryota; Fungi; Ascomycota; Eurotiomycetes; Eurotiales; Aspergillaceae. The transcript has 3 exons. Bases 1 to 363 code for a protein of 120 amino acids. Gene Ontology annotation, biological process: ubiquitin-dependent protein catabolic process; protein ubiquitination.